AUUCAUUCUACUUUUCAUUCCAUCAGAUGUGCAACGCUUCAUCUCCUAUCCAAAUUCUGCUGAUGCUUUCUAUUGAACCCAUGCCAUGCUAUGAGCUAUGAGCCACUCAGCAUCCAGACCAGAGCAUCUUCGUGAAGUAUAACGCAACUUCUGCCAAGCUAGCAUACAGUCAACACAUGGUUUCGACCUGAAGCACCGGACCACCGGCUUUCAAGCGACACACUGGCAAUCCCUAUACCUAUACCCGGUGAAGCUAGGUGUGAUGUUGGAUGUUGGCCAUGACAAGUACUGGUAUACUUUGCCACGACCUGGUCUGAAUCUAGAGCAGCUUGGCCGUUCCGAAUCAGGCACUGUCUCUGACGGCCAAGAAACUUUGAUUGAGGGCCUAUACUAUGGUCCCUUGAGGUCUCCAGAGAAAGCUGUAAGCGCUACAACCAAGCCGAUUGACUGGACACUCCAGAACAGCAGCGCAUUGGCAGCUCCUGCUGGAGCCAUGGACGCCGACGUUAUGGCCAAAUCUGCAACAAAGUCUUGAAUUUAACAGUUUCAAAUUGCCUUGCAGAGGACCAACUUGAACUGGUUCAAUGCCGAAAGUUCGGAUGGCAGUCACAAUAGCUACAGAGCAUCAUGGAGUUUUCAGACACGCCUAUACUUCGAAAGAAACCAAGCUAUUUUAUGCUGGAAAGACGGUGUUUGCUGGAAUUGUCUCCCAACCCCGGCACUGCUGGUCUCUUACCCUCCAAUACAUCGGAUAACAUCCAGACUGUGCCAAACUGACUAAAACAUACUCAUCAUGCACUCUUUAACGAAACUCUAAAUAGCGAAAGGGUGUCUCGCGAAGACUUGGCUCAACUAAAAGUACAGCCCCUGGAUGUGUCUGUGUUCUGCCGAGGAACAGCAGAGCAACAGCGCAACUAACUCUCAUAGAAGGCAAAGUCCAGAUCGGCAAAUAAUCUGUUACCGAGAAGCAGGAUCUUGCACUACGGAGCGCCAGAUCCGACACUCGGCACAACUACGACGUCCAGGGCAUGAACUACGACGGUGAGGAGAAGCACUUUACUCGAGCACCAAAGUCAUACUGCUUCUCCGCGUCCAUGUUCCUCGUGACAGUCCAAGGUGGUGUUAUCACUCGUGUGAUCCUUGGCUACAUCCAACCUGAGGGAAGAUUGGACCGACAAAAACAAUAGUAUGAAUCUUGAACCGCUUAUUCGGUUCAAUCUGUACAAGGAUGUCGCUCGAUGGGAGCAACGACCAUCUCAUCGGUAGUGAGCCUUGUCUCCCCGCCCCUGGCCAGUAAAAGGCAACCGGUUGCUGGAAAAUACCCAUCAAGGCUCAAGUCGCCGAGAUCGACCUGUGCAGCCUACUGUACUAGUGCGGUGUCUGCACGUGGAAAGGGGCAUCUCAAGGACACUUUUAGCUGUUCUCAGACUCCAUGUUCUUGUCCUGGCGUACACCAUACGCGUAGACAAUUGAGGCCAGGACCAUUGAGCUCCACAAGCAUGCUCAUUCCGUUGCAACCUUUUUGGAGACAGGGUUUGCAGAGGCCAGAAAGCGAUGACCGUCCCCAGUACUUGUCCCGUAUCCACCACCCCACAGGUCUUUACUCCACAAAGCUCUUCCCCGGAUCAUCCCUAGUCUUCAAGUGUCAUUUGCACUGUGCGGAUGCUUGGGGAAGCUGGCAUACUCGAUACCGUCAAAGGGCCGAAGAACAACUUUCGGAUCCAGCGCGUCCUACAGCUUCCACGCUGUCGCGACAUCCGUGCAAACUGACAACACAGGCAAUCGCACCCCCCUGGUCAGCCAUGCCAGGCAUCUCCAUUCCACGGCAGUUGUUCUCAACGAUGUGCCGAGCUUGGCUAUCCCUAAGCAAGAUGGGUCCAGACAUGCCAUGGCUACUCUUACUGGGUUAACUCCGCCGGGGACCGAAUCCCGACUGGUGUGUGGUUGGAGAAGCUUCCUUUAUCCCAACCACCAUUACCGUGACCUGCACCAUGUUGCUAGUUGCUGGCGAAGGGCUGAGCUCACUUCUAUACAAUUAUCUUAUGCGGGGAUUCAGCCUCCCACCUUAAGUACUCAGGAUUCCCCAGGCUUGAGAUUGACAUCUUUGCCCGGCGAAUGAACAUAUCAUCGCUUUCACACCGCUAGUCCGAGAACCUUCAGCUGCACGGUGAUAUUGGCCUCUACACGCAAGAUGGGGCUCGGUGUUCUCGAGGACACAAAACUCGACCAUGUCCCGGGGACGGUCUUGCUCAACGAUGAAGCCGCUCAUGCUGAAGCAAUCACUUCAGGCCUCAAGCAUGGCCGUGGCAGGGAUGCUCACAUCGUGCUGUCACCACAACCUAGUGAAGACCCCAAUGACCCACUGAACUGGCCCAUGUGGAAAAAAGAGGUCAUCAUCGCAAUUCUGUCUUUUGGGGCUAUGCUCAAUGCCGGCACCAAUGGACCACUCCUCAAUGCUUCAUAUUUCUCCAUGUCUGAACAAAUCAACAAACCAUUGACGACUCUUGUGUUGGUCUCUGGAUACAAUCUCUUGGCUGCUGGAUGCUCCGGCCCGUUCGUAUGUGCGUUCAGCCGCAAAUACGGCAAGAGGCCCGUUUUUCUGGUCUCUACACUCUUCGACAUUAUCGGAACGGCAAUCGGCGAGGCCCGCGUCUCCUACAAAUACCUCCUAGCUGCUCGUAUCAUCCAAGGCUUCUCGACAUCCGCGUUCGAAUCCUUGAUCGUGGCGACGGUUGGAGAUAUCUAUUUCGUACAUCAACGAGGUCUGCGGAUCGCUAUCAUCAAUUUCAUCCUCAACGCUGCCUCGAGCCUUGCGUCUAUCAUAUGCGGUCAAGUCUUCCAGGAUCUGGGAUGGCUAUGGCUGUUUCAUUUGUUCCAGAUCUUCCUGGUGGCACAGUUUGUUCUGAUGUUCUUGUUUUGUCCCGAAACGACGUAUAUCCGCGACAUCCGCUACGAUACCGACCUAAACCGCGACGAGAAACUGGAGGAGUUAGCGGUCAUUGAGCACUCCCACAAAGAGACCGUCGGAGAGCCAGGCCAAGGUGAAACGACAAGCAUCCCAAAGAAGAAGUCUUUCGUUCAGGAGCUGGCCGUUUGGACUGGUGUCUAUUCGCAUGACAGCAUCCUCAAAUACCUUCUUGGCCCGUUCCUGACUCUGCUCAACCCUGCUGGAUGUUAUGCAGUCAUUGCAUCUGGACUUCUGAACAGCUGGUACGUUGGGUCGGCCAUCAUAUUGUCCGGUAUCUUCUCUGGCCCGCCAUGGAACUUUGACGCUGCUCGUGUUGGAUAUAUCGGUGCCGGACCUUUCGUAGGAGGUCUCCUCGGGUCCCUUGCUUGCGGGUUUACCGGAGACUACGUCAUCAAGUACCUGACCAAGAAGAACAAGGGUGUCUAUGAACCGGAAUUCCGUCUGGUGUUCAUGAUUCCAGCCUGCAUCGCCUGCGGGCUGGGCAUGUUCCUCUUUGGCUAUACUAUGUCCAUCGGAUCUCCUGCAGAGCUGUGUGCUUUUCUCCAGGGCGUAAUGAUGUUUGGUGUGCUUAUCGGAAUAUUCUCGACAUUGUCGUAUGGUCUGGACUCCUUCCGCAGCCAGAGCAACGAAAUCUUUGUCAUGAACAUGCUGUUCAAGAACUUCAUGUUUUAUGGUCUCUCCAACUUUGCCAACGACUGGGUAGCAGCCAACGGACCAGAACAGAUCAUGUACGUGUUUGGCGGCACCUCGAUCUUUCUGUCUCUGCUGGCCAUCCCGGUGUACAUCUGGGGAAAGCGUCUGAGAAGCUGGUGGACCAGGCACGACCUGUUCGUGCUGCUCAAAAUGGAAACCCACGGCCCAGUCAACGAGAUGGGAUAGACCCGGCCCGAAGGAUACCAUGCAGGAGUGGGCAAGGGUUUUGGGUAAGAGCUGGUAAUUUUGAACGGUCUUGUACAUCAACAGGAUUAUUGAUGGACUAUCUGCAUAGGAGGACUGUCUUUGGAGUCAUAUAUAAUCAUGACCAGCCAGCAUUUGAGUAACCUGAAUUAUCAUCUGCUCCUCAACCAAG
Exophiala dermatitidis NIH/UT8656 is the source of this 4037-nucleotide messenger RNA. RefSeq names its product serine/threonine kinase 16. The record is from RefSeq and is a predicted model, not a curated record. Bases 2192 to 3847 code for a protein of 551 amino acids. Gene Ontology annotation, molecular function: transmembrane transporter activity. The transcript is spliced from 7 exons. NCBI's taxonomy places the organism in Eukaryota, Fungi, Ascomycota, Eurotiomycetes, Chaetothyriales, Herpotrichiellaceae. Gene Ontology annotation, biological process: transmembrane transport.